AGAUCACGACCUGAGCUGAAAUCAAGAGUGAGAUGCUUAACCGACUGAGCCAUCCAGGUGCCCUGUGCUUUCUAGAAAUUCUUUGAAUUGUGGGUCCCCUUUUUCUGGCCAGAGUAUUCUCUAUUGGGUGAUGAUUUUGCAUAAACUAUGGUGAGAUGCUGUUCAGAACUAGUACCACAAGCUGGGAGAAGGUAGCUGUUGGCAUGAAAACCAUGAACUUCCAAACUUAAAUAUCUGAGUGCUUUGUUAACCUGGAUAAAUAUGCCAUUGGAUAUGGCUGACCCUAAGUUAAUGAGGCACUCAGGAAAUGGGGUAUAUUUGGAGGGUCCGCAUUUCUGGAUGGCUGAGGUUUAUUCAGAUUAUAUUCGUUGUAAAUCAGUCUAAAGAAUAUCCGCCUGCUUCUCAGCCUUAACCCUAAAUAGUGAAUUCAACAGAUUUCUUUUUUUCAUUUAGUGUCCUGAAAAGCAUGGGACUGCCAUAUUACAGGUUUCUUUUUUAUACAGUUUGGAGCUGAGUGAUUGGAUAAAGAUAGGCAGGUCCCUAGGAAAGCACCUAAUAGUUGUUUUUAGAAUGAAUUUUUAAGCCUAUUUUACAUCUCUGUUGAAAUUCUUCAUUCAUGCAUUGUUCUUUUAGAAUGAAUUGGGGUGGAGUUUGCUUUUGGUCAUUAGCAUCUUUGCCCUAAGAGGCAGAAUUGCCCCCACCCCCAAAAGUACUGCUUUAACUUGGAUUGUGUUAACAUUGUAGGUUAGUAUCGACUGUUAAGUAUUUAAACAAAUUGUAAGUGACCAAAAUGAAUGAACCGAGUUAAUUAAGAACAGUAAGAUCACCAGGGAUGAUCACCUUCCAGGCAGCAGUACCAGCACCAAGUGUUCACUCAGCACCUCUCCCCAGGGGCUGUUCUGAGUGUCAGGAAGGAUCAAAGAAACACAGGUAGAGAGUCUCUAAGCAGGAGACGUCAUCACCCAGCUGCUGUCAAUUGCCAGGUGGGUGAACAACAAAAGGAGGAGGGGUGUAUUAGCAUGGGGAGCACCCUGGGUUGGGGUAGGCGGCCUGGCCAAGUGCUGCUAGAGGCAAACUACUCAACAUCUCUAGACCUCAGUUUCCUCAUGUGAAAACGAGGUGUUCAACUCAAUUUCAAAAGGACCUUCAGCCUCUGAGACUCCAGAGCAGAUGUUUGUUGAAGGAGGCCUGAGGGUUUACAGCAGGAACUGUCAUUUGAUGGGUGAGUCAGACUGGGGGCAGCAGGAAAAUAAUGUCUUCACAAUCCACACAAGGGCACAGGCAAUUAGGAAACACACUUAGCUGAUGGCUUGAGUGUCUGUUCCACUCGAAGGAUAUAUUCCUGAAGAGGGACAGGGUGACUCAUCAGCCGGCUGUAACCUGAUGAAAUAGAGCUAUCCAAUUUCCUUGCUCUGAUUCCAGGCAACCAAAGGAUCUUAAUUUGGUUUUCCAAGGCAGUUUCCCCAGGCAAGCAGAGGAGUAAGUGAUGGCAAUUGGAAAUUGACAUUCUUUCGUGGGAGCAAAAUUAGAUCACGUGUGAGAAAUGACUGUGAAAUUAAAUAAAGUAGCAUUCAAAUUCAAAGAAACAGCAUUCUCAGUAAUAUCCUCAUUAGUUAUGAAUCAUUUUUGUGCUGAUUUGAUUGGCCUUUGAACCAUGUUUCUUUUUUAGAGCUAGUAAACCCUGGGUGACUCGAUAAAUAUAGACAUUCUGGAUCUGGAAAAUGAGAGGCAAAAAUUACUAACAUUUACAUGGUGCUUUACAAUUUUUUUUUAGGGUGAUUUCACAUAAAGAUCCCAGUAGCGCUGGGAGCGAGAGAAUAUUAUGUUCCUGGUCUCCAGCUCAGGAAAGCUUAGUACUAGAGAGCUAGGAAGGGUUCGAGCUUGCAGUCAAACCUAGGUCUUGGGCUUCAAAUCCUGAUUGCAACGCGGCUUCCGAAGGGAGUGAAUGCUCUUCUCCCAGCCCCUCUCCCCAUAUUCACUCACAUUACCACAGGAGACACGUGCCAGAUCUUGAAGGGGUUGAAGCAGAAGGUAAUCUGUUCUGGAGAUCAUGAAACUGAUCUCUUUCCCUCUGCAAAUGCCUCGUGAAGCGCAUUCGUAGGGCCUCUCCAGAGGCUGCCUCAUGAGGGAAGGUUCUGCUUGGCUUCCCUUUGUCAUUAGACUCAGGCUGAAUCUGCUUGCUGCAUGUGGAGAAAGUGCCCGUUCUGCUUUGGCAGAGUCUCCGGAGUGCUGGGUUCCUACCUGUCUUCAUCUGAAAGUUUGGUCCGGAUAUCCCUGCUGAAAGUGACUAGGGAUCCUCAGCUGGGACAGCUCCCCUAGAUCACCACUGCCGAUCUAGCCCACCCAGCCUCCUGCAUCUCUGCUGCCAGAGCUGCCCGGCUCAGAUUACCAGAGGGGAGGGAGGGUGGGUAUGGACCUCAGGAUCUGGGGCCCCAGGUGCACCGCAAGCCUGAGCUCUCCAUCUGCCUUGGCGAAACUCUGCCUGUGGCAGAGUGAGAUCUUUGUAUCCAGACCCUUCCAAUUCACGGAGGCAAGUGGAAGACUGCUGCGUGGCUGGGAAUUUCUCAAGGCUCAGGAAAAAGAUGAACUGGCCCCAUUCCUGCAUCUCCUUUUGCUGGAUUUACUUUGCUGUCUCCAGACUGAGAGCUGUAGAAACAGCAGAUGGAAAAUAUGCUCAGAAAUUGUUUAAUGACCUUUUUGAAGAUUAUUCCAAUGCUCUUCGUCCAGUAGAAGAUACAGAUAAAGUCCUGAAUGUCACCCUGCAGAUUACACUUUCUCAGAUUAAGGACAUGGAUGAAAGAAACCAGAUUCUGACUGCCUAUUUAUGGAUCCGCCAAAUCUGGCAUGAUGCAUAUCUCACGUGGGAUCGAGACCAGUAUGAUGGACUGGAUUCCAUCAGGAUCCCCAGUGACCUGGUAUGGAGGCCAGAUAUUGUCCUAUAUAACAAGGCUGAUGACGAAUCUUCUGAGCCUGUGAACACCAACGUGGUUCUGCGGUAUGAUGGGCUAAUCACCUGGGAUGCACCAGCCAUCACCAAAAGCUCCUGUGUAGUGGAUGUCACCUAUUUCCCCUUUGAUAACCAGCAGUGCAAUCUGACCUUUGGUUCCUGGACCUACAAUGGCAACCAGGUGGACAUAUUCAAUGCCCUAGACAGUGGAGACCUCUCUGACUUCAUCGAAGAUGUGGAGUGGGAGGUCCAUGGCAUGCCUGCUGUGAAGAAUGUGAUCUCCUAUGGCUGCUGCUCUGAGCCUUACCCAGAUGUGACAUUCACUCUCCUUCUGAAGAGGAGGUCCUCAUUCUAUAUCGUCAACCUCCUCAUCCCAUGCGUCCUCAUAUCUUUUCUGGCUCCCUUGAGUUUUUAUCUCCCAGCAGCCUCUGGGGAAAAGGUCUCCUUGGGAGUGACCAUCCUGUUGGCCAUGACUGUAUUUCAGCUCAUGGUGGCAGAGAUCAUGCCGGCCUCAGAAAAUGUACCUCUGAUAGGCAAAUACUACAUAGCCACAAUGGCUUUGAUCACAGCCUCCACCGCGUUGACCAUUAUGGUGAUGAAUAUCCACUUCUGUGGGGCCGAGGCCCGGCCAGUGCCACACUGGGCCAGGGUGGUCAUCCUGAAAUACAUGUCCAGGGUCUUGUGUGUCUACGAUGUGGGUGAGAGCUGCCUUAGUCCCCGCCACAACAGGGAGCGAACCCACCUCACAAAGGUUUAUGGCAAACUUCCAGAGCCAAAUCUGAACAUGGACAGAAACAAAGACCUUCCCAGAAAGAAGGAAAUAAACAAGCUCUUAAAGAAUGACUUGGGAUGCCAGGGUGAGAACCCACAGGAUGCUGACAGUUACUGUGCACGGUAUAAAGUGCUGACAAGGAAUAUCGAGUACAUUGCCAAGUGCCUCAAGGACCACAAGGCCACCAAUUCCAAGGGGAGUGAGUGGAAGAAAGUUGCAAAAGUCAUAGACCGAUUCUUCAUGUGGGUUUUUUUCAUUAUGGUGUUUGUGAUGACUGUUUUGAUCAUAGCAAGAGCAGAUUAGUGGGCAUUUGGUAUAUGGAAAUAAAUCAGUAAAAUUC
This is a messenger RNA of Lynx canadensis (Canada lynx), 4059 nucleotides long. RefSeq names its product cholinergic receptor nicotinic alpha 9 subunit (gene CHRNA9). The record is from RefSeq and is a predicted model, not a curated record. Lineage: Eukaryota; Metazoa; Chordata; Mammalia; Carnivora; Felidae. Gene Ontology annotation, molecular function: acetylcholine-gated monoatomic cation-selective channel activity; transmembrane signaling receptor activity. Gene Ontology annotation, cellular component: postsynaptic membrane; synapse; neuron projection. The transcript has 5 exons. Bases 2583 to 4022 code for a protein of 479 amino acids. Gene Ontology annotation, biological process: signal transduction; chemical synaptic transmission; nervous system process.